CCCAUUAUCAGACAACCAAACAUUGCUCAUGACAUGGGAGGAGAAAAAUGGAUUGGUAGAUCCAAAGUAGUUGAUCGUUGAACGUUGAACAGCUUUUUAAUUCACGUUCAUUCAAAAAGGAAGAAACAGAAUUUCGGCAAAAUAAACCGCAAUGGAUCCACAAGAUUUCCGCUUCUCGACUCAAAUCUCUCAUUUAGCUCUCGACAUCGGAGGGACUCUGAUAAAGCUCGUCUAUUUCUCGGCAAAUGGAGACAAUUUUGAGGAGUCUAGCGACGGAAGUAUCGUCGUGCGUAGUGGUUGCUCCGUUGUGGAAGGCAGACUCUGUUUCGCCAAGUUUGAGACCAGAAAGAUUGAUGAUUGUUUAGAGUUUAUUCGAUUCAAUAUCCUUCACCAUUCUUCCGGGGUUAAGCAUCCAAAUGGCACAGCCAUGGAUAAACUUUCUGUUAAGGCCACAGGUGGUGGAGCAUUUAGAUUUGCUGAUCUCUUUAAGGAGAAACUUGGAAUUCUUUUCGAUAAGGAAGAUGAGAUGCAUUGUCUUGUUGUGGGUGCAAAUUUUCUCUUAAAGACAGUCCCAAGGGAAGCUUUUACCUACUUGGAUGGCCAAAAGGAGUUUGUCCAGAUCGACCAUAAUGAUUUGUAUCCAUAUCUCCUUGUUAAUAUCGGCUCUGGCGUUAGCAUGAUCAAGGUCGAUGGAGAUGGUGAGUAUGAGCGAAUAAGUGGAACAAGCCUUGGUGGAGGCACAUUUUUAGGUCUUGGAAAGCUUUUAACAAAAUGCAAAAGUUUCGAUGAGCUGCUCGAGCUAAGUCACCAUGGAAAUAACAGAGUAAUUGACAUGCUUGUAGGAGAUAUCUACGGUGGAACAGAUUAUUCAAAGAUUGGUCUCUCUUCAACAGCCAUCGCAUCCAGCUUUGGAAAAGCGAUAUCUGAUGGCAAAGAACUGGAAGAUUACCAGCCAGAAGAUGUUGCAAGAUCUCUUCUAAGAAUGAUAUCGAAUAACAUCGGUCAGGUCUGUUCUUGCAAACAUUUCCAUGCAUUUUACAGAAAACUCGAAGCUGGUAAUUUCUUUUUUCUGAUUGGAUUGUGUAAUUUCCUCUAUUGCUCUCUCCAGAUUGCUUACUUGAAUGCACUAAGAUUCGGCCUGAAACGUAUAUUCUUUGGUGGAUUUUUCAUCCGUGGUCUUGAGUACACCAUGGACACAAUCUCUGUUGCUGUUCAUUUUUGGUCGAGAGGUGAGGCAAAGGCAUUGUUCUUAAGACAUGAAGGGUUUCUUGGAGCUUUAGGAGCAUUCACGAGCUACGAAACUCAGAGCCAUAAUAACGACUUAAAAUCUUAUCAUCAUACAGUUGAAAGAGAAAUUGUUAACUGUUCAGAUGAUAAGAUUCGUCACAUGCCAGUAACUGCUAAUUUAAACGAUGGCGAAACCAUAGAAUGUAGUAUCAAUUUAGUUUAGUCUUUUUAUACUUGUAACUUGGUGCAGUAAUCACACCAGUUGUAUUGUUAUGAAAUGAGUGUAGAAUAAAAAUGUCCUUUUAAGUUUAUUGCU
Molecule: messenger RNA, 1543 nt
Organism: Eutrema salsugineum
Lineage: Eukaryota; Viridiplantae; Streptophyta; Magnoliopsida; Brassicales; Brassicaceae
Product: pantothenate kinase 1
Exons: 9
Coding region: 152-1450 (432 amino acids)
Biological process (GO): coenzyme A biosynthetic process
Cellular component (GO): cytosol; nucleus
Molecular function (GO): pantothenate kinase activity; ATP binding
Source: RefSeq, a predicted model, not a curated record